UCUAAAGAAAAUAACAUAAGUCAGAAGGAAAAAUAACCAAAACAAAUUGCUGCAGAUUUUAUUUUACAAUAUGUAAGAAAAUCUACAAUCUCUUCGAGACAGUCAUAUUAAGGAAGCAGUCAUGUUUCAUGAGUCCUCAAAACUAUGAGACAAGAGAAUGUAGUAGAGUGAGGCCAGAAGUCCUUACUGGCUCAAAGAACUCCAGGGAAACUGGGAUAGAACAUUUUACAUUAUAAGUAGAACCCCGGGAGCCAGAGGUGAACACAAGUUUAUCUGCAGAGCUCCGCUGCAGGGCUGAGCUGGGUCUGGAAGAAAUGGAUGAGAGCCACUGGAUGAAAUUCACUAAUACUAGACAUCUGAGUCCUCUAGUAAUGUAUACAUAUCCCAUAUUGUCUGUUGUCAUCUUGUUCUUUUUCUUCUUUUAUAACCUACAUUUUAACUGGAGCGUCAGUGCUACUGUUUUGUUCUUUUGCUUGCUUCUAUCACUUCCCCUGUGGCUUGUCACCCUUACUGUGCCUUAUUCUCCAUUAUCUUUGAUUUAUUUUUUUUCACUUAGCCCUUCUUUUACUUAUGCUUGUCACAUAAAGUAUCUAAUCAAGGUUUUUAUUUUCCUUUGUAAUAAGAUUUGCACACUUGGUUCUGAGGCAUAUUAUCCAUUGCAUUUUCCUCAGAACAACAUACUUUGGCCUAAAUAAAUGUAUUUAAACUAUUUUUAAAACCAUUUCUUUUACAGAGGUUUGUGAAUGAACUUUGCUAAAUAUGGAUUCAGGUGGUGGAAGUCUUGGAUUGCACACAUCAGACUGUAGAAUGGCCCAUACCAUGAUUAUGCAGGAUUUUGUGGCUGGAAUGGCUGGUACUGCACAUAUCGAUGGAGACCAUAUUGUUGUUUCAGUUCCUGAGGCUGUAUUAGUUUCUGAUGUUGUCACAGAUGAUGGGAUAACCCUUGAUCAUGGCCUUGCAGCUGAAGUUGUCCAUGGGCCUGAUAUCAUCACUGAGACUGAUGUAGUAACAGAAGGUGUAAUUGUUCCUGAAGCUGUACUUGAAGCUGAUGUUGCUAUUGAAGAAGAUUUAGAGGAAGAUGAUAGUGAUCAUAUCUUGACUUCUGAGCUAAUUACAGAAACUGUUAGAGUACCUGAGCAGGUUUUUGUGGCUGACCUUGUUACUGGUCCUGAUGGACACUUAGAACAUGUGGUCCAAGAUUGUGUUUCAGGAGUUGACUCUCCCACAAUGGUAUCAGAGGAGGUUCUUGUAACUAAUUCGGAUACAGAAACUGUGAUUCAAGCAGCUGGUGGUGUUCCUGGUUCUUCAGUUACUAUUAAAACCGAAGAUGAUGAUGAUGAUGAUGAUGAUGAUGAUGAUGAUGAUGUCAAGAGCACUUCUGAAGACUACUUAAUGAUAUCUUUGGAUGAUGUUGGGGAAAAAUUAGAGCAUAUGGGGAACACACCAUUAAAAAUCGGAGGUGAUGGUUCACAAGAAGAUGUUAAAGAAGAUGCAUUUGGUUCAGAAGUAAUUAAAGUGUAUAUAUUUAAAGCUGAGGCUGAAGAUGAUGUUGAAAUAGGUGGAACAGAAAUUGUCACAGAGAGUGAGUACACCAAUGGACAUUCCGUAGCUGGAGUGCUUGACCAGAGCCGAAUGCAGCGGGAGAAGAUGGUUUACAUGGCAGUUAAAGAUUCUUCUCAAGAAGAAGAUGAUAUUAGUUGCGCUGAAAUAGCAGAUGAAGUUUACAUGGAAGUCAUUGUAGGGGAAGAGGAAGGAACUUCUCUCCCUGAGACUCAGCUUGAGGACUCUGAUGUUAAUAAAACAAUUGUCCCUGUUGUCUGGGCUGCGGCAUAUGUGCGUGAAAUUAUUUCUAAUCUAUGGGAGAGGAAGAACUCAACAAAAAAAAAUUUUAAUCCAAGGAACAGUGGUCAAAGAGAUGAAAGAAGAGUUACCCGGAGGUAUGAAGAUUGUCAAGCAUCAGGAAAUGCCUUGGACUCAACAUUAGAGAGCAGAAGUAGUACAGCAGCACAGUACCUUCAAAUUUGUGAUAGCAUUAAUACAAAUAAAGUACUUAAACAAAAAGCCAAGAAGAGGAGAAGGGGAGAAACGAGGCAGUGGCAAACAGCUGUUAUAAUAGGCCCUGAUGGACAGCCCCUGACAGUAUACCCUUGCCAUAUUUGCACAAAAAAGUUUAAAUCCAGGGGAUUCUUGAAAAGACACAUGAAGAAUCAUCCUGAUCACUUGAUGAGAAAAAAAUAUCAGUGUACAGAUUGUGACUUUACAACUAACAAGAAAGUAAGUUUCCAUAACCACUUGGAAAGCCAUAAGCUUAUAAACAAAGUUGACAAAACCCAUGAAUUUACAGAAUACACACGAAGAUACAGAGAGGCUAGUCCACUGAGUUCAAAUAAACUUAUAUUAAGAGACAAGGAGCCGAAGAUGCACAAGUGCAAAUACUGUGACUAUGAAACUGCAGAACAAGGACUAUUAAACAGACAUUUACUGGCUGUUCACAGCAAGAAUUUUCCUCAUGUUUGUGUUGAGUGUGGGAAGGGCUUUCGACAUCCCUCUGAACUCAAGAAACAUAUGAGAACCCAUACUGGUGAAAAGCCAUAUCAGUGUCAGUAUUGUGUCUUCAGAUGUGCAGAUCAGUCAAAUCUGAAAACUCACAUUAAGUCUAAGCAUGGUAGCAGUUUACCAUAUAAAUGUGAGCAUUGUCCUCAAGCAUUUGGUGAUGAGAGGGAGCUUCAACGCCAUCUGGAUUUGUUUCAAGGACAUAAGACACACCAGUGUCCUCAUUGUGACCAUAAGAGCACCAACUCAAGUGACCUUAAGCGGCACAUCAUAUCUGUCCAUACUAAGGAUUUUCCUCACAAAUGUGAGGUCUGUGAAAAAGGUUUCCAUCGUCCUUCUGAGCUCAAAAAGCAUAGCGAUAUCCAUAAGGGUAGAAAGAUUCAUCAGUGUAGGCACUGUGACUUUAAAACAUCAGAUCCGUUUAUUCUUAGUGGUCAUAUCCUUUCAGUUCACACAAAGGAUCAGUCAUUGAAGUGUAAAAGGUGCAAGAGAGGGUUCAGACAACAAAAUGAGCUCAAAAAACAUAUGAAGACCCACACUGGAAGGAAGAUUUAUCAAUGUGAGUAUUGUGAAUAUAGCACUACAGAUGCAUCUGGCUUUAAACGACAUGUGAUAUCAAUACAUACAAAAGACUACCCACACAGGUGUGAAUUCUGCAAGAAGGGAUUCCGAAGACCAUCAGAAAAAAAUCAGCAUAUUAUGAGGCACCACAAAGAGGCUCUUAUGUAAUAAGAUCAAUAUAAAGAAGGAAGCUAUUUCAAGAAUAUGAUAUGCUACAUGGGAGGAAAAUUUCAUGAACUGUUUCAUGUAGUUCCAAAGCUUGAUAGUAAAUCAUAACUUUACAUUCUUUGUAUUAGAGAUCUUGAAAUAUUUGAAUUGACAGGGGAUCUUGUAGCCCUUUGAAAAUUAGUUAAAGAAUUUAAGAAGCACCAUAGAACGGUUGCAGAAAAACUCUUAAGUGUCUAUUUAAUAGUAUUAUAUGUAUAAUUAAACUACAGAAGGGAAAAGCAAAGACAAUGACUUUAUUUGGCUGAUCACACUAGAGAUCAAUGUUUCUGAAGAAAUCAUAAUCAAUUGAGUUUAGCAGUGCUUUGCUGUGGCAAGCAAGUCUCACUUUUAUGUGAUUUUCGAAAUGAGGUGGGGCAAUAAAAUGCAGUCAUCCUUCAGUCACUUAGUCAUUGAUCCUUUUUUAUGGUAUCUGAAAAUUGAAUUCCAGAAAUGGCAAAAGUUUUGUGUAUUCAUUAAAAGAAAUGUCACUGAAAAACAGCUUAUAUUAAUUCAAUGCUAUUAAAAAGAAUUUCAGACCUGCUAAGAUUUUAUCACAGGAUAGGAUGUUUAAAAUACAGCAUUCUUUGCUGAAGUCUAAGGUGAAGUCUGAGAUGAAAGCUCCCUUUUUUCUGAUGUUCAAGUUGAUUUUUCAGUAUGGCAUAUAUGACAAAAGUAUUUUGAGUCAAAUGUGGCUUUCUAAAACAGAUGCAGCAGUAGUGUUGCAAAUAAAGUUAGCACUAUAUUUCUUAAUGAUCUUAAGAUUAAAUUGAGAGAACACAGUUUUCUUAAAAAACAAUGUUUAGAAGUUUCUUUUUAGGUCAGUCUCAGCAAGUAGGGUUGGUUUAGUCUUACUUGCUCUAAUAUUUCAAGGUGCAAUUUUAUGCCAUUAUUGAAAAUUUUGAUUUUUAAAAUCUAUAUACCAUAUUAUUAACAUGCAUUUUCAACGUGAGGUAGCAUAUAUGCAGUAUUUAACAAAACACUGUGUUGCCAAUAGAGUUUGGAGGUGGAUAUUCAGUUUACAGUGUAUAAAUUUAAAAUAUGCAUCCUUUUAACAACGCUUUGUGUUAGCAUGCUGCAAAUCAAAAUGGCGCUUAAUAUAAAAAGCUGGUUUAGGGAAAUUUUAAUGAAAAUCUUGUUCAUAAAUGUAAUGCAUAUGAUGUGUACUUUUAAGUUAUAGUUGCUUCAUGUUUACACUCAGCUGUUCAACAUAAUUAAAAUGUAAUUUUACUUUAUGCUAUAUUGUGGCUUUGUGUUUGAAAUAAUGUUCACCUUUCUGUUUCUGCACCAGAUGAGAAUCUGUUCCUUGAGAAUAAAUUUUUUUAUCUUUCUUCACUUCAGAAUAUUAAAUUUGGAAAAUUUAAAAUAGUGUGUUAUGUGGCUGUAAAUGAUGUACACGCUGUAAAAUAAGAUUGUCGUUGUUAUGUGGGAUUAUUAUUUCUAAAUGUUACUCAUUGAAAUGAGCAUACAAUAAAAAGCAUUUAUUGCA
Messenger RNA from Neogale vison (American mink), 4807 nucleotides. RefSeq names its product zinc finger protein 711 (gene ZNF711). Gene Ontology annotation, molecular function: RNA polymerase II transcription regulatory region sequence-specific DNA binding; DNA-binding transcription factor activity, RNA polymerase II-specific; metal ion binding. NCBI's taxonomy places the organism in Eukaryota, Metazoa, Chordata, Mammalia, Carnivora, Mustelidae. The record is from RefSeq and is a predicted model, not a curated record. The transcript is spliced from 10 exons. The coding region runs from base 760 to 3282 and encodes 840 amino acids. Gene Ontology annotation, cellular component: nucleus. Gene Ontology annotation, biological process: regulation of transcription by RNA polymerase II.